Messenger RNA from Saccostrea echinata, 993 nucleotides. Its product is annotated as fibrinogen-like protein 1. The coding region runs from base 1 to 924 and encodes 307 amino acids. Lineage: Eukaryota; Metazoa; Mollusca; Bivalvia; Ostreida; Ostreidae. The transcript has 6 exons. The record is from RefSeq and is a predicted model, not a curated record.
AUGGCAUUUAUCUGGUGUCUUUCUGGACAAGAUAUUGAAAAGAAAAUUCAGUAUGGCAAGAGAAUGUUAGAUGCAUUAAUUGACAUCGUUCAGGGAGUCAGUUUUAUAGAGUGUACAGAAGAAUGUUUCAUAGCAACCAGACCCAACGUGACAGCCAAGCAGGCCGAGAAAGCAGUCCCCGGGACCGCCCUGGGACUGUUGUGGGGCUGCUGUGGGACUGCUCUGGAAAGCAGACCUAGCAGUCCCCGGGACUGCUUUCUGGGACUGUUUUGUUCACUCAUGUGUGAAAAAGGUUACUUGGUCACCUGUGCUACUGACGUGACGUCGAUAGAGACUCUAGAUAUUGAUAAUAAAGAAAUUGACGUACCAUUUGUUUACUCUGAGGGACACAAAUGGACGGUUAUACAAAGAAGAUGUUUCAACAACACAGACUUUUAUAGACGUUGGUCCGACUACAAGGCUGGUUUUGGUAACUUCAAAGAGAAAUCGGAUUUUUGGAUCGGAAAUGACGUAAUACACAUGUUGACGAAAAAUGGUUACAAUUAUAUGAGAGUGGAGAUGCUGAAGACAGACAACGAGCCAUUAGAGGCAGAAUACAGUCAUUUCUUGGUCGGUGAUGAAAGCACCGAAUACAACUUAACAGUUAGUGGAUUCACGGGGUUAUAUGAUUGUAUGACAAACAAGAUUGAUAAAAGAGCAGACGCAAAUGGGCUGAAAUUCAGCACAAUUGAUGUAGAAAACGAUCCAUGGAAGAAUGGAAUCUGUGCUUAUCAUUGUAAGUCAGGCUGGUGGUUUCAUUCUUGUACCUGUGGGAAUGUUAAUGGAUUGUUUGGAAAUGAGAAAACAAGUUUUGUGAUGCGUUGGAUGUGCGCAGAUGGGUGGAUAUGUCCCCUCCAAGCCACAAGAAUCCUUAUCAGACCCUAGAUGUUAUACAAUUACAUGUUCAUUACAACAAAUUGCAGAAGAGACCAUAUAUAUGAUAAAUAAUGCAAA